Triticum aestivum (bread wheat) is the source of this 1549-nucleotide messenger RNA. RefSeq lists its product as uncharacterized. Lineage: Eukaryota; Viridiplantae; Streptophyta; Magnoliopsida; Poales; Poaceae. The transcript has 2 exons. The coding region runs from base 40 to 1257 and encodes 405 amino acids. The record is from RefSeq and is a predicted model, not a curated record. Gene Ontology annotation, molecular function: protein binding.
UCCCUCCCGUACAGACUAGGGUAUCUCAACAGCGGCGGGAUGGGCGGCAACGCCACGGAGAUUGCCCUCCUCGAGCGCCGCCACCAUUCCUGUCCCCAGGAGAUGGCCUCGCUGCCGAUCCCGGACGAGCUCCUGGCUGAAAUCUUCGUUCGCCUGCCCACCCAAGCCGACCUCGCCCACGCCUCUGCGGCCUGCGUCACCUUUCGCCGCGUCGUCGCCGACCGCUCCUUCCCCCGGCUGUACCGCAAGAUCCACGCCGCGCCCCUCCUCGGCUUCCUCGAUCUUAACCGAGUCUUCCACCCUGCUGACCCGCCUCACCCCUCCACUUCUGCAACAAAAGCCUUCGCUGACUUCAGCUUAUCCUUCCUCCCUGCCCCAGCCAGUGACUGGACCAUGCUGGACGUCUGCGACGGCCGCGUCCUCCUCUACAGGCGCGGCGACUUCACAGAGCUUGUGGUGUGCGAUCCCUUGCACCGGCGCCACCUCCUGCUUCCACCAAUUCCUGAAUUCAUUGACGACUGGGUUCCUUCAGCGGACAACUCACAGAUCUUCCUCGUGGGCGGCAAUGAGGAAGAUUCCGAUGAAACAUUUUUCAGUGUGAUAUAUGUGGCAUUCGACCAACAUAAGCAGACGGCCUUCGUCUUCUCUUCCACCACCGGAAAAUGGCAAGCUACUCCAUCAACAGUGCGAUCGCCUUGCUCAUACUGGCUUCAGUCUGCGUAUGGCUGCUUGUAUGGGUUGACAGAGAGCAGUCAGAAGUUACAGGUGUUUGACACCCGGAGGAUGGAGUUCUCACUCGUAGACCUCCCACCCAAAGCUAAAACAGGUUCUUCUUAUGUGCAUGUAGCCAUUGUGGGGGCAGGGGAGGGCAUCAUUGGGAUGUUUGUGCUACCACAUAAGACAUCUGACCUCAGUUAUUUUGUUAAGAGCAACAACGGUGGAAGUUCAAGCCACUGGCAAUUGCAGAAGACAGUCUCACUGGAUUCUUCUCACUACUCUUUAGAUGUGGGUUCAACAGGGAGGCAGUUGUUCCUAUACCAUCGCGGAAGCCCAUCGCUUGAUGCCCGCCUUUUCUCAAUGGACGUCAAGACAUUCCAGCUUGAGAAGGUGUUCGGCUCCAAAUUUGGCAUUCUUUACCCACGGGCAUAUAACAACUUUCCACCAUUCUUGUCGACUCCAAUAGUAUCAAGUGGUGCUCAGGAACAAGGUGUGGGGACGCCUCAAGUUGAAGAAGAGCCCAUAGAUAGCCCUCAGUAAGAGAGCACUGUUGACGAGGGGAAUUUUGGAAGUCCUGGCGACGUAUCAAGGACUGGAGAUGGUUCUGAUUAACGUUGUGCCAUGAUUGGACAGUUGAUCACAGAUUGUGCGUCUGUCAGAUAAGGUAGCAACAGCAGUAAUGACCUGUAAUUUAUGGCAUAAUCAGUUGGUUAAUUAGACUAUGUAAGAAGUCAGAGAGCUUCUGAUCUUGCUGUAUAUAUGUCUACCCAUCACUAUAGCUACUAUUGUGAGCCAUUGGGAUGACAGUUAUUUGCAAAUUAGGGAGCAGCAA